AUGACCCAGAUGCUCUGCUCUCUGCUGCUUGUGCUAAUCGUACCUAUUGUCCUCGAAUGUUCGCGACAGAAUAAAGCUAAUAAUUAUGGCCUUGGACCAAUCAGCAACCUCUCAAUGUUGGAAAAACACAACUUAGUUCGGCGUAUGAUUGCACAAGGGGAAAUCAAAGGCCAGCCUCAAGCAGAGUCUAUGCCUGAACUGCACUGGAGCGUCCGUUUGGAGGAGGAAGCCAAACAUUGGGCCUGGCAUUGCGUUGAUAUGAAAGAACCGGAUAGUGAAUCUGGAGAGACUCGCGGCUAUUCAGAAGAAGAAGAUUAUGAUAUAUUUGUGGACUGGUUUGGUGAACACAAAAACUACACCUACGGGCUUUUUCCAAAAAGUAGAAAAAGAAGCAUUACUCGUUACACCCAAGCGCAGUCCCCGGGUUUCUGUCAACCUUAUGUUCCACUUGAAACCAAAUUGCACGAAAUUAGCGGAUAUACGCUCAUUUGCAAACUAAUUUGGUUUCUCGAGAGACUCACCUGGAACCCAGCUGAAUCUCUCGUUUGUGAAUAUCUCGCUUGUGUAAACAUCACAAACGAGAGAUUCAAAUGGCUUGUUUGGGCAGAAACGGAGGAAGUUGGUUGUAGCACUUACUUCUGCUACAGUUUCCAAACGGCUGACGGGAGCUAUCUGCAAGACGUCGAUUAUACAGCGCAGUCCCCGGGUUUCUGUCAACCUUAUGUUCCACUUGAAACCAAAUUGCACGAAAUUAGCGGAUAUACGCUCAUUUGCAAACUAAUUUGGUUUCUCGAGAGACUCACCUGGAACCCAGCUGAAUCUCUCGUUUGUGAAUAUCUCGCUUGUGUAAACAUCACAAACGAGAGAUUCAACUGGGUUCCAGACCCAGACCCUGAGCAUAUCAAAGAAGUUUGUUUACUGUGUGGUUCACUGCCGCUACAAAUAGAUAAUGCUGCAUCAUCCCAAAAAUUGCCUCCACUUGUUUGGGCAGAAACGGAGGAAGUUGGUUGUAGCACUUACUUCUGCUACAGUUUCCAAACGGCUGACGGGAGCUAUCUGCAAGACGUCGAUUAUACAGUGUGUAAAUAUUCGCCAGCAUUGUGGGUCUGUUCGCCGAGCUUGGCCGUUGGUUUGCAAACGUUUCAUCACCAAUCGAGUGGGUUGAGUGACCCAUUCGACCCUGCACUGACGAUGUCACCCCGAUUUGUGACGAAACGUUUGCAAUCCAACUGCCAACCUCGUCAAGCACACCAACAAUCAAGCAGCGCACCCGAGCUACCUACAUACCACAUUCCUGGAGGACUUCUAGGAGGUUGUGGAGGCUGCUGGACUGGAUACCGACCUCGAGGCUGGGCAAAGGCAGCCCAGGAUGCGGCCAGACGAAGCCCUCGGAAGAUGGACGGGGCCGCCGCGAUUGAAACCUUUGCAGCGGAGUUCGACACUCAGGCCGACCGACAGGAGGCUAUGAGGCGGUUCAAAACGGCAAAGAUAUCACCUAUAUCUGACACCACACGUGUAGCAGUCGUUGGAUCGCGCUUUGCCGGGACUGGAUCGAGGUCGCGUCACCAGUUGCUAUCUGACCAGUUCGUUGGAGGAGUGCAGCCACUGCUUGGCACUCAGUUGCGGUUGGCGAAAGCGACUGGCCAGUUAUGUUUGGAGGAACUGACGCAUCUGGCAGGGAAAGUGGCUGAGGGACCACUAACCAUGUUUCAGCCUCAGGAGGACAGGGAUGUGGACGAACUGCAGACCAGAGUAAACCGACUCGCCGAACGGCUUGCAGCCAUGAAGACAGAAUCGCGGAGGUGCACUCGAACGAGCCGAUCCUGCAAGUGCGGCAGGCCUGGCCAUUGGAAGAAUCAGUGCCCUCGUACCCUCGUAAUAAAUAUCUUGAUUACCUCCCUGUUCCCGGGAUUAGGGCCAUCGCUGUCGCGGAGAGAGAAUCAAGCUGAAUACAGACCAUGCGCACUACCUGUGAGAGUUGUGGGUGGAUAUCGACUGAAGAUUGACGGAUCGCCAAUGCACUCGAUGCGCCUGGGCGACAACUUCGUGCAGCACGCGCGGUUGGCUUAA
Molecule: messenger RNA, 2070 nt
Organism: Opisthorchis viverrini
Lineage: Eukaryota; Metazoa; Platyhelminthes; Trematoda; Opisthorchiida; Opisthorchiidae
Exons: 12
Coding region: 1-2070 (689 amino acids)
Source: RefSeq, a predicted model, not a curated record